AAUAUUGUUUUAUAUUGUUUCUUUACGCUAAAUAACAAAUUAAUUUAUUAAUUUUGUUUCUGUUUUAUCAAAUCGAAGUUUUUCGGCAACAAAGUGUUGAAUUUGAUUCGUGAUGUAUUUUCGAGUGACGCCGCAGCCAUGAUUGUUUAGUUUCGGGGGGAUGAAAAGUGAACGCGAACGACGGAUUUGAAUGAAACGCGUGUGAUUACAGCAUACCAGUAUAUUUAUGGGUUUAACGAGUGUGCCUGUUAAUUGAGAGAUAUGGCGUUACAAUCGUUGGGUGCCGCCGCUACCGCGGCGCAACAUUACACUUUCAAACUUUCGAUCGAUUUGUACUCGAUAUAUACAACCGUGAAACAAGAUGGGCAUCGACUGUGCUUCAUCUUUCAAACCGCCUUUUAUUUGAUUUUGCGGCAAUCGUUUCGCGUUGUAUAUGUACGGCACAUUGUUGUGUGAAAAUAUUAGAAAACGUAACAGAAUAUCAUACUGCAUAUAAAUCGAUAUAUACUUCUGAGUGUGUAUAUGUAUACGUGGCUUGCAUGUGUUUUACUUAGUGUUACUGUAGAAUAUAUAUACAGGCCAUUUAGACAUUUCUUUGAAAUGUGGUUACGAAGUGAACAUGUUAGUAGAAGACUACGUGGUCGUUUAAAUAUAAACACCGCAUCCAGAACUAAAAUAUCCCAUCAUAGGCUUCAAGUUAGCAGUUUCCGGAAACUUCCAUCUGUUAGCAAUAAUAAUCAUCGUAUUGACGUACCAAAUAAAUGCAGCAGACUAACACGAUGGAGGCGUAGAUGUACCCAUUUUUUAAAAGAGGCUUGUAAAGAAAAUGUUUUACGUUUUGCGAAGUCUACGCCUAGUAGACGAGAGAGAGGACCUCGUAGAAGGAAAUGCAUAAAAAGAUCAAUGGUUACUUCAACUCCGUUACAUCGAACUUCCGCAAAAGAUGCAGUUAAUCCACCAAAAUGUACACCAACACCUAAGGUUUCUGAAGAAUCAAAAGAAAACUGGAAUACAACUACCUUAUCUCUAUACUCCUCUGUACUGAAUACAGAUUCGUGUUAUUCUUCUAUAUCUAUAAAUGAUUUCAAAUCUUCAGGCUCAAGUGUAUCACCAUUAUUAAAUCUAAUGUCUCCAGCACCUGUAGGAUCAAAUUCAGACCUUUCAUAUGUAUUGGAGGAUGAAGAAGACAAAAAUAUUGACACCAGUUCGCUAUACUAUUCUGCUUCUUGCACACAAACAGAAAUAACUGAAGAAUGUUAUAAUUUAAUGCAUUCUACAUCCAUGUAUGGAACUCGUUCUUACCCAUCGGAAAAGUAUUUUCCAAACGGAAAAUAUGCAUUUAGCAAUAACAAUGCGAGUAACAGUCAUUUAUCAAAAAUUCAAUAUUCUGUUGACAGUCCAUCGUCAAAGUAUGAAUCGGGCUUUGCUAAUACAAAAUACGCUACAACAACCAUGUACAGUUUAAACCAUAAUCAUUCAUCCGACACAAACGGGAACGUUACUGAAAAAUAUGAUUCUGAUGAUAUCGAGAGCGAUUAUCAUGAUGUCGAGUACAUGGAAGUCGGAAGCGAGGAAAUAGUAGAAAGUUGUGAUAUGGAAAAUAUGGUUACACAUGUUCAAGAAGAUUGGGAACCAUUUGAUCCUUAUGUCUUCAUUAAGCAUUUACCACCUUUGACUCCGGCAAUGAGAGCCAGAUGUCCCGCUCUUCCACUUAAAACACGCAGCAGUCCAGAAUUUAGUCUCGUGUUAGAUUUGGAUGAAACAUUAGUGCACUGUAGUCUACAAGAACUUUCGGAUGCAGCAUUCCGUUUUCCAGUUGUUUUUCAAGAUGUAACGUACACAGUGUUCGUAAGAACACGACCGUAUUUUCGUGAAUUUUUAGAACAUGUCUCAUCAUUGUACGAAGUAAUCCUUUUUACCGCGAGUAAACGAGUUUAUGCGAACAAGUUAAUGAAUCUGUUAGAUCCAACACGAAAAUUGAUCAAAUAUCGUUUGUUCCGAGAACACUGUGUUUGCGUUAAUGGAAAUUAUAUCAAGGAUCUAUCUAUCCUUGGUAGAGAUUUAUCUAAAACUGUUAUUAUUGAUAAUAGUCCACAAGCAUUUGGAUAUCAGUUAGAGAAUGGUAUUCCUAUAGAAAGCUGGUUUGCUGAUCGUUCAGAUAAUGAAUUAAUGAAAUUGUUACCUUUCUUAGAAAACUUAGUAAAUUGGGGAGGAGAUGUUAGACCACGUAUUAGAGAACAGUUCCGACUUUUCAGUUUUUUACCACCGGAUUAAUUUAGUGAGCACAAACUUAACGUAAUCGAAGUACUAGCCUGCGUAGGUAUGUACGUGUAUGUAUAUUUAUAGGUAUUAAAUACAUAAACGUAAGAUAUUGACGCAGAGCGUGUAAAACACACGCUAAAAUCGUAUACAAUUUGCAAUAUUUUUUAUUGAAUAAUUUUACAUUCAGUAAAAAAAAAAAAAAGAAAAGAAAAAAAUGAAAAUGAUUAAAAAU
This is a messenger RNA of Osmia lignaria (orchard mason bee), 2494 nucleotides long. RefSeq lists its product as uncharacterized. Lineage: Eukaryota; Metazoa; Arthropoda; Insecta; Hymenoptera; Megachilidae. The record is from RefSeq and is a predicted model, not a curated record. Gene Ontology annotation, molecular function: phosphatase activity.